AUGGCUUCCGCCCAGGCGUCUCGUAGAAACAGCAACCAGCAGCAGCAGCAGAAUGAAGACCAAGAGGUCGACGAUGUUGACAGCUUCCAGUGUGUGGAAGAACUGACCAACGCAGGCAUCAAGAUGGCCGAGAUCAACAAGCUCAAGGAAGCCAACCUUGCCACCGUCGGGGCCGUCCUCGCCACCCCAACCAAGCGCCUGCUGACUAUCCGGGGCUUUAGCGAUGCCACUGUCGCCAAGAUCCAGCUUGCCGCGGCCAAGGUGGACACUUCUGGUUCGUCGGGCAUGUUCAAGACGGGACUUCAGUGCCGUCAAGCCCGAGAGAAAGUUAUCAAGGUGCACACCGGUUCGAAGCAGCUGGACGCUCUUCUGGGCGGCGGCAUCGAGACCGGCUCCAUCACGGAGUUCUUCGGGGAGUUCAGAUCCGGCAAGACCCAGCUCUGCCACACCCUGUGUGUCACAUCGCAGCUCAGCAAGGAGUCGGGCGGAGCGGAGGGCAGGGUUGUUUAUAUGGACACGGAAGGGAACUUCCGGCCGGAACGCGUGGAGGCCAUCGCGGAACGGUUCGGGCUAGACCCCACCGAGACCCUCGAGAACGUGAUCGUCACCCGGGUCUUCAACCACGAACAGCAAAUAGACCGGGCCCACGUGAGAAUAUCCGUUGUCAACGUUGGCGUGCUUCAGAAUGCCAGGAACGUCAAGACUAGUCCGGAGAGCCAGGUUCCCUUGCGUUUGACGGAUGUGCUUGGUCGGUGA
Molecule: messenger RNA, 756 nt
Organism: Ectocarpus siliculosus
Lineage: Eukaryota; Phaeophyceae; Ectocarpales; Ectocarpaceae
Source: the annotation of a GenBank genome assembly